This is a messenger RNA of Carcharodon carcharias (great white shark), 3499 nucleotides long. Its product is annotated as cysteinyl leukotriene receptor 1-like. The record is from RefSeq and is a predicted model, not a curated record. NCBI's taxonomy places the organism in Eukaryota, Metazoa, Chordata, Chondrichthyes, Lamniformes, Lamnidae. Gene Ontology annotation, cellular component: plasma membrane. Gene Ontology annotation, molecular function: G protein-coupled receptor activity. Bases 197 to 1162 code for a protein of 321 amino acids. The transcript is spliced from 2 exons. Gene Ontology annotation, biological process: G protein-coupled receptor signaling pathway.
UUUAAACCGAAGUUUCAUGUGAUAAUUCAGUCUUCAGCUCCUGAAUGUGUUGGAAGGUGUCGGGAAGUAAUUCCCAUUGCGAAUUUUAAGUGAGCUGGUCUCGACUGAGCAGCUCAGCGCCACAUUGUACGGGUACAGUUUGAAGGUUUUUGUCCGGCAGAACCAUCUGAUCGUGCAGAUUUUCUCAAAGCAGAGAAUGAAGAAUACAAGCAUCUUGGGGAAUGGCUCAUGUGAGAACAUUGACAACUUCAAAACUUACAUCUAUGUACCAACGUAUAUCAUCGUAUUUAUUUUUGGAUUUAUUGAGAACUUAUUCUGUUUAUAUGUUUUUCUGAAUUUAUACAAGAGGAAGACUGCAACCAGCAUUGUCAUGGUGAACCUGGCGAUAUCAGAUCUGCUUUUUGUGUGCACUUUGCCCUGGCGCGUGCACUAUUAUUUGGAAGACAGCACUUGGAACCUUUCGGAUUUCUGGUGUGCAUUCAUGUCUUAUGCCCUGUACCUCAACAUGUACUGCAGCAUCUACUUUCUGACUCUGAUGAGCAUAUUGCGCUACUUCGCUAUAGUGCAUCCAAUUGAAGGUUUGAAGUAUAGAAGUGUCAAAUAUGUGCAAAUCAUAUGUGUCUCAAUAUGGGUGUUUGUUGCAGUAGCAGCCAGUCCUUUUCUGAAUCGUGGCAGUUACCCAGCUGAAAAUAAUGAAACAAAAUGCUUUGACUACAGUGAUGAGAUUAACAGUAAAAUAUUUGCCAUGAAUGUUAUUGCUCUAAUCGUGGGUUGCAUUAUUCCCUUCUUUAUUGUCACUUUCUGUUACACACUUGUUGUUAAGACCUUGCUAACCUCUAAGGUAAAGCAUCACAGGAAAGGGAACGUCCUUAGAAAAGUGAUUGCCAUAAUUAUUAUUGUAAUGGUUAUAUUUCUAACCAGUUUUCUACCCUAUCACAUUCUACGAACCCUCUACCUUGCUGAAGAAUCUAACACUGGAGAUAUAUCCCAAGCCAUCUGUCCUAUUCAGAAAUCCGUGGUGGUUACCCAGUGUGGUCUAGCAAUCAAUUCCUGUUUGAACCCCCUUUUAUAUUACUUUGCAGCAGAGACUUUCAGGAGCAAGUUAGGAACGAUAGUCAAGAGCACGUUUAAAAGCUCUCCUUCUGUAAUGCAUCAAAGCUGAACCCAUACUACAGUACAUUUGCACAACUAAUUAUGUUUUAUGACUGAUGGGAGUACAGGAUUUCUCUUGUUCAGAAUGCAAAAGGUCAGGAUCAAGUGAGACACUGCAGUUAUUUUCCAACAUUAAAGAAUUUGACAUACAGACAUGGCAGGUUUCACUUCAAAGAAAGCAGUAGCUUCUCAUACAACCUUGUUUCUGUUGAGUACAACUCCAGAUGGAAGGAUUGAUCAAGACCUUGUUCUAACAUUGUAUGUGGUUUUCUUGAAAACCCUUUAUAUGUUUUCCUUCAUACCUGCUGUUUGAAUCCUCCAGCCCCACAACUCUGCAAGAUAUCUGGCCUCUUGCACAUCCCCAAUUUUAAUCACUCCACUGUUGCCAGCCAUGUCUUCAGUUGCUUACGUCCUAAGCCCUCCAAUUCCCUCCCUAACUUUGCUGCCUUGCUUACUUCUGUUUCCUUCUUUAAGACACUCCUUAAAAUCUACCUCUUUAACCAAACUUUUGAUCAUCUGCCCUAACUUCACCUCAUGUGGCUUGGUGUCAAAUUUCAUUUGAUAUCAUUUCUGUAAGGCCCCUUGGAACGAUUUUCUAUGUUAAAGGUGUCAUUUAAUGUCAGUUGUUGUUGACCAUUAUACUGUAUGUUAUCUUAUUUGAGUUAUUUUCAAUUCUAACACCCAAGAAUUUCAGUUCUUCAUACCUUUAUUGCUAUCUAUUUCUACAACUAUGUUUCUCAUCAGUUCCUAAGGCCUUGUGUUUUACCAAGGCCCAUUUUGCUGACAUAAUUUAUUUAAUGUCUCAGCAAGACUAUAUCCUGUCUGUAAGUACUAAACAAGAUCAAUGAUCCUUUUUAAAACAUGUCAAUGGCCUAAUUUCCUAGGUCUUAUCUUGAUCAUUCAAAGGCAGCUCACCACCGCCUUCUCAAGAGCAUUUUACUCUCAUGGAAAAAUCGGUUGCCACCAGUUGGAAAAUCGAACCUGGCACAACUGGCUUCUACAGGAAUAACUGGUUACAACUGGUUCUAACUGAAAUAACAGGAGAUUACAAGUGGGAACCAGGUGAUAUCCCUAAUUGUCCAGUUGGAUUUAAUAGGGCAAUUGGAAUCUUAUUGGAGCCAGUUGACUUGUCUGCUGGUGUAACUGUAUACUAUUGGAAUAACUGGCAUGUACAAUGGAAAACCUGUUGUGAUUCCACUUGUCCAGUUGACUUGGAAUGUAACCAUUUCAAACGUACUGAGACCAGUUGGCUUCUGCUGGAACAAGUUGACAGGCAAACUGCACCCAGUUGGAAUUAAGUGGAGUCAGCUGCCAUGUGGCUGCUUCAAUGAUUCUUUGAACUGGAAACUGUACUAGUUGAAGCCAACUGGAUUGACUUACACUAAUGUCUUCAGGCAAUCUUUCUUCAGUACACAUUUUCACAUCAAGUUUGCAAUGUGUUACAAAGAGCAUAAUGAUAUUUCUCACCUCACCUCACAUAUAUGAAUGUGUUACACAGAUGCAAGUUUAUUAAUGUUAUACAUUUAACCAUUUCAAGAUUUCUGAUUUUUUUUUGAGUGCAGUCACACAAAAAGGAUCACAUAAUGGCAAAACGUAAGCUGUUUUAUAUUGAAAACUUCUCAGGAUAGGAAAAAAAUUCAAAAGAAUUUUCCUCAAUGAGAAAAACCAUUUCGGGAGUAACCAUUGGCAUAAAUACCAUAGUUGCCAUGGCAUAGUGUCAAUUAGAACUCAGUGGUAGCAUCCCUUACACCCAAAGGGAUUAGGAAAUAACAUCACAUUCUUUGAUAACCCCUGUUAUGAAUGGAUAAUGGUAAAACCUACAUUGGCAUCAAUUAAGAUGAGUUGAAAAAGUGGCAGAUGUAGCAAAACUCAAGAAAAACAAUUACAAAUGAACAUAAGAAAUAAACAAAUACAAGUUAUGAAGAUAAACGAUGAACAUUACAAAUAAACAUGCAAAUACAAUGGCGGAAGAUAACCCCUUGCUGCACUUUCUCUCUGUGGGCCAUCAGUUCCCCCUGACUGGUAAUGGCCACCUCCUGCCUGGCCCAGUACUUAUGGGUGGGCAAUGAAUGCUGGCCUAGCCCGCAACACUCACAUCCUGUGAAAGAAGUAACCCAGUGUUCCAAAUAUUUUUUAGCCUUCUUUAAAUAUGGGUAUUAGAAGUCCAUUUAGGAAGGUCCAAAAUCCUUCAGUGUGAAUAUUAUAAUGCAUGAGCAUCAGAUUUAAAAUUGUGUGCAGUUCUGGUCGCCUAACUACAAGAAGGAUAUCAGUAAGAUUGAGAGAGUGCAGAGAAGAUUUACUAGGAUGUUGCCGGGUCUUAAGGAGUUGAGUUACAGAGAAAGAUUAA